AUGAGUGAUACUGUUCAUAGAUCCACACCAUCUUGGCUAACAAAGGAAUUCUUUGGAAAAAUCUUUAACGAUUUUGUGAGUUCGACGAAGAAUCUAGAAAAACCUGUUGAUUGGGAUUGUGAAAUAGAUCCUUUGGCUAAAGUUUUCGACGAUGCAGUAACGACGGUAUUUAAAGUUAAGGUGACAAAUAAGGUUAAUGUGAAGGAAUUUUUUAAAGCAUAUGUUAAGAUAAUGGCAUCUGAAAGGUCGGCUCUGUGGUCAAUGCCAAUAGAGAUCCGGAAAAAUAUUUGCAUUAGAGAAUACCAGAUUUACAAUGAGUGUAUUAGUGAAUUUUUGGCGAUUUUUAAGAAGAUUGAUAGUAGGGUGACUCUUCCUACGGCCUACCAUUUGGGCUUGGACCCAUAUAUUUUAGUGAUUGAAGAUAUGGUAACCAGUGGAUAUGAUAGAUAUCGAAGAUGUCUGUCAGUUGAAGAGUGCAAAAAAGUAUUUGAGGACUUAGGCAAGUUCCAUGCAGUAUCCUAUUUUGUGCAUCAUGAACUGAAGAAGGAUCUCUCUAAAUUUGAUAAUGUAAUAACUCUGGAUUUCUUAAGAAAUACCGGAAUUUUGAAAUUGUCUUAUCAGAUGUUUACGGAAGUUGUAGCUACUUGGGAAGGAUGUUCAGAAUUCGCUGAAAAACUGAAGGAAUUUGAACCAUUUUACUACACAUCAAUCAUCGAGGCACUAAGUGAAAAUCCUUCUGGUUUCAACGUUCUCAAUCAUGGAGAUUUUGAUAGACCAAACUACCUUAAAAACAAAAACAAAAAUCAGAAUGGUGCCUUUGUGAGUUAA
Messenger RNA from Phlebotomus papatasi, 828 nucleotides. RefSeq lists its product as uncharacterized. NCBI's taxonomy places the organism in Eukaryota, Metazoa, Arthropoda, Insecta, Diptera, Psychodidae. The transcript has a single exon. Bases 1 to 828 code for a protein of 275 amino acids. The record is from RefSeq and is a predicted model, not a curated record.